Molecule: messenger RNA, 270 nt
Organism: Nannospalax galili (Upper Galilee mountains blind mole rat)
Lineage: Eukaryota; Metazoa; Chordata; Mammalia; Rodentia; Spalacidae
Gene: Sertm2
Product: serine rich and transmembrane domain containing 2
Exons: 1
Coding region: 1-270 (89 amino acids)
Cellular component (GO): intracellular membrane-bounded organelle
Source: RefSeq, a predicted model, not a curated record
AUGACAGAGGUGCAUUUUAAGUACCAUGGAAAUCUCACUGGGAGGGCCCAUUUUCCCACUCUGGCAACAGAGGUUGAUACCACGUCAGACAAGUAUUCCAACCUGUACAUGUAUGUGGGUUUAUUCCUGAGCCUCUUGGCCAUUCUCCUCAUCCUGCUCUUCACAAUGCUCCUUCGGCUCAAACACGUCAUCUCGCCCAUCUCCGAGAGCACAGAAAGUGUUCCUCAGUUCACAGACGUAGAGAUGCAGAGCCGAAUUCCCACUCCUUAA